Molecule: messenger RNA, 2684 nt
Organism: Globicephala melas (long-finned pilot whale)
Lineage: Eukaryota; Metazoa; Chordata; Mammalia; Artiodactyla; Delphinidae
Gene: SLC16A3
Product: solute carrier family 16 member 3
Biological process (GO): monocarboxylic acid transport; transmembrane transport
Cellular component (GO): plasma membrane
Molecular function (GO): monocarboxylic acid transmembrane transporter activity
Source: RefSeq, a predicted model, not a curated record
CCCAGGGCCACUCUCGAAUGGCCUUCUCCUGUCAUAACAGGGUGAUGGUGGUGGAGCGGAGAAUGACUCAGAGCUAGGGGCUGGCCUGGGGCGCAGUGUCCAAUCUGGUGAAUGAGGCCACUGUUUCCACCCCACCGGCCCCUGCAAGAGGACGUGAGCCCACCUGAGAGUUUGCAGGGGCACUGGGCAUGCGGUGGAGAGCUGUGUGGUCAGUGGAGGUGGGGUGGAGGGCCCAGGCCACCCACUGCCCGGCUCCCACCUCCCCAGAAAAAGCCCCAGUCACCUCCCUCCAGUCACAGCUCCUAACACAGGGAGCUGGUUUAUAGCUCACCGCUGGUGGGGAGACACGAGAGCUUCAGUGGGCAGCAAGCGGCUGGAUCCAACACGCCCUCCCUUCCCCACGCCUGCAGCAAGGCCUACUCUGUCCUUGAAACAGCUUCUGUCAGGGACGCGGAACCAGCCCUCCUGGCCAUGGGAGGGGCAGUGGUCGAAGAGGGCCCGACGGGCGUCAAGGCCCCAGAUGGGGGCUGGGGCUGGGCCAUCCUUUGGGGCUGUUUUGUCAUCACAGGCUUCUCCUACGCCUUCCCCAAGGCGGUCAGCGUCUUCUUCAAAGAGCUCAUACGAGAGUUUGGGAUAGGCUACAGUGACACAGCCUGGAUCUCCUCCAUCCUGUUGGCCAUGCUGUACGGGACAGGCCCGCUCUGCAGCGUGUGUGUGAAUCGCUUUGGCUGCCGGCCCGUCAUGUUCACAGGUGGCCUCUUGGCGUCCCUGGGCAUGGUGUCUGCAUCCUUCUGUGGAAGCAUCAUCCAGCUCUACUUCACCACUGGGGUCAUUACCGGCUUGGGUUUGGCGCUCAACUUCCAGCCCUCACUCAUCAUGCUCAACCGCUACUUCAACAAGCGGCGCCCCAUGGCCAACGGGUUGGCGGCAGCGGGCAGCCCGGUGUUCCUGUGCGCCCUGUCCCCACUGGGGCAGGUGCUGCAGGACCACUAUGGCUGGCGGGGUGGCUUCCUCAUCCUGGGUGGCCUGCUGCUCAACUGCUGCGUGUGUGCUGCACUCAUGCGGCCCCUGGAGGCGCCCCGGCUGGGUUCAGGUUCAGGGCCUGGGCCCCAGCGGCCACGCCGGCGGCUCCUGGACCUGAGCGUCUUCAGGGACCGCGGCUUUGUCAUCUAUGCCCUGGCCGCCUCCAUCAUGGUGCUGGGGCUCUUUGUGCCGCCCGUGUUCGUGGUGAGCUACGCCAAGGACCUGGGUGUGCCCGACACCCAGGCAGCCUUCCUGCUCACCAUCCUGGGCUUCAUCGACAUCUUCGCGAGGCCCACCGCCGGCUUCAUCACAGGGCUCAAGAAGGUGCGGCCCUACUCUGUGUACCUCUUCAGCUUCGCCAUGUUCUUCAACGGCUUCACCGACCUCACGGGAUCUACAGCCAGUGACUACGGUGGCCUGGUGGUCUUCUGCAUCUUCUUCGGCAUCUCCUACGGCAUGGUGGGGGCCCUGCAGUUCGAGGUACUCAUGGCCAUUGUGGGCACCCAGAAGUUCUCCAGUGCCAUUGGCCUCGUGCUGCUGCUGGAGGCCAUAGCUGUGCUCAUUGGGCCCCCGUCGGGAGGCAAGCUCCUGGAUGCGACGCAUGUGUACCAGUAUGUGUUUGUCCUGGCGGGGGCUGAGGUGCUGGCCUCCUCCCUCGUGCUGGUGCUGGGCAACUUCUUAUGCAUUGGGAAGAGGCCCGAGGCGGCCACGGAGGAGGAGCAUCACAAGCCCCCCGAGGACGUGAAGGUGGACUCUCGGGAGGUGGAGCAAUUCCUGAAGACAGAGCCUGAGAAGAACGGGGAGGUCGUUCACACCCCAGAAACGAGCGUCUGAGCUGGGGGAGGCCAGCAGGGGUGGCAGGGAACUGGACAGGAACCAUCAAUGCUCGUAUUUAUUUCACAAACAGGACUAGCUUGGGCGGGGCCGUUGGCUCCACGCCGGCCGCCCGGGCAGCGGAUCAUCGCCCGAUCAGUGUUUUUCAGGGGAGGUGGCAGGGUGGAAACGUGUCAUUCCAAGGUGGAUCUGUGGUGAAGCCAAGCCGUGAGGUUAUGAGCGGUCUGCACCAGGGACCCCACCUGCUGACCCCAGGGAGCCCGGUGCCCACCGCUGGGCUCAAGGACCCAGAGACCCACGCUUUGGAGACAACACGAUUUUAAUCAGGGGGCAGGGCCGGGGACAGCUACGGAGUGGGCACUGCCACGACAGGCCUCCCUGCGUGCCCGUGAGCACCCCAUCCUGCCUGGUCUCCCCAUGCGCCCCAGCCCACCCCUCUUGGAGCGUCCAGUGGACAAAGGUCCCUCCUUCACCUCUGAAGGUUUGAGAUAAACCUGCAUGUGGGAGGCACCAUCUCAGAAGGAAUAUCUUCCAGGAGCUGCAGGAGUUUUGCUCUACGUAGGGGCAGUAUUCUAACUGUUCACCCCAAAUCUCACUUUCUUAACAAAUAGCCUGGUUAUUUUUACAAAGUGGUUCUGGUCCUUGUCAGCCAUGUCGGCCUUCUAAGCACUGCUGGUUCUGGACCCUGCCCUGAUGGACCCCAAACGGCUCAGAGUGUUCACACAGCACCCUGGUGGCUGGCAGGGAAGGGGCCACGCAGGGGUGUGUCCACUGAAGCUGAGAUAUACGUGUGGUUUCUGUUCACUGGUGUGUGUUUAAAGAAAAUG